AAUAAUAGGAAAAUCAAUUUUUUUUAUUUAUAAAUUGGAAUCAUGUGUGUGCCCAUACUUGGUUGUUCCCAAAACAUCGUCGUUUCAUUCAAGUCUCAAACACACACCGCAUCUUCAAAAUUCCUUUCCGAUCAGAACACCGAUCCAACCACCACCGCGCCGUCGCCCGAAACCCUAGAUGGACCUUCUCAAGCAAGAGCUUCUCAAGAAACGCCAAUCCCUAGCCGAAGAAACCGGCGGCAAAAGAGUCUUCAAACGCUCCGAAAUCCAACAGAAACAAAUCCAAAAGCUUCGCGAAGAAGAAAAACGCGAAUUAGAAGCCAAAUCUAAAAAACGCAACUCAUCUUCCUCCGACACAAUCUCCACCGUCGCAACUUCAUCAACCACCGCUUCUUCUUCCACCACAUCCGCCGCUGCCUCAUCCAGUGCCUCUCUCCCCGAUGAGCUGAACAUUGACAGCCUCGUCCUCCCUAAACAAGAAGUCAUUCGUCGUCUCCGAUUUCUCAAGCAACCGGUAACGCUCUUCGGUGAAGACGAUGAUGCUAGACUCGAUCGUCUCAAAUAUGUUCUCAAAGCUGGAUUGUUUGAAGUUGAUAGUGACAUGACGGAAGGACAGACGAAUGAUUUCUUGCGUGAUAUUGCGGAGUUGAGGAAGCGUCAGAAGACGGGGAUUGUGAGCGAUAGGAAGCGGCAGAAGAAUGAAGAUGGUGCUGCUGAGGAUGGAGAAGGUGGUGCUGGUAAUGAUGAUUUGAGUGAUUGUGGUGGAUCCAGUGGUGCUGAUAAUGAUAAGGAUUUGAAGAGGAUGAAGGCGAAUUUUGAGGAAUUGUGUGAUGAAGAUAAGAUUUUGGUGUUUUUUAAGAAGCUGUUGAAUGAGUGGAAACAGGAAUUGCGUGAAAUGGCUGAAACGGAGAAGCGAACGGCUAAAGGGAAGUCCAUGGUUGCCACAUUCAAGCAGUGCGCACGUUACUUGAACCCGCUGUUUAAGUUUUGUAGGAAGAAGGUUCUUCAGGAUGACAUUCGACAGGCACUGUUGUUGAUGGUUGAAUGCUGUAUGAGGCGAGAUUAUCUGGCAGCAAUGGACCAUUAUAUUAGGCUGGCUAUUGGGAAUGCUCCCUGGCCUAUUGGUGUUACUAUGGUUGGUAUUCACGAAAGAUCUGCCCGUGAAAAGAUCUACACAAACAGUGUUGCUCACAUCAUGAAUGACGAGACAACUCGGAAGUACUUACAAUCGGUAAAGAGAUUAAUGACAUUUUGCCAACGACGUUACCCGACAUUGCCAUCUAAAGCAGUUGAGUUUAACAGUUUGGCAAAUGGGAGUGAUUUGCAGUCACUUUUAGCAGAAGAAAGAUUUAGUGGGGGAAAUCAGGCAUCAUCUGAUGAGAGGCUUAGGAUAAUGCCUGCUCCAAGAGAAAGUUAGUCAUUCAUGUCCUUUUCCCUGAAAUGACAGCAUCAUAUGAUAUGUUAUUUGUUUUCAAAAUUUCAACUACUAAAUACAGUCUGCUUCUGGUUUUUCUCCUAAGUGAUUGUAUAAAAGGAAUGCAUCUAUGAAAAAGGAGAAAACGUGUAAAAUUCUGAUAUUUUUAUGCUGCUAUUGCUCCCCUUGGUUUUAAGUUCCUCCUUGUGUUAGUUUUUAGUUUAGUCUGCUGUCCAGGUGCUGUUAAGCACCAUAGCUAGGCUUCGUUCUUAGGUUCUGUGGCCUGAAUUAUCUUCACAUGUCUAUUUGCUUUUGUCUGAAAAGUUAAUGAGAUGUUUUUUCUACACCCAA
This is a messenger RNA of Trifolium pratense (red clover), 1765 nucleotides long. RefSeq names its product pre-mRNA-splicing factor 18. Gene Ontology annotation, biological process: generation of catalytic spliceosome for second transesterification step; RNA splicing. The transcript is spliced from 2 exons. NCBI's taxonomy places the organism in Eukaryota, Viridiplantae, Streptophyta, Magnoliopsida, Fabales, Fabaceae. Gene Ontology annotation, cellular component: U4/U6 x U5 tri-snRNP complex; U2-type post-spliceosomal complex; U5 snRNP. The record is from RefSeq and is a predicted model, not a curated record. The coding region runs from base 179 to 1417 and encodes 412 amino acids.